CACUUUUCACCAAAACAAGCCGAGCUGCACAAUAAUAGAACGGGCGAGUUGAAAUUUCCAUCCCGUUUGGCAGAAUCAUUCUUCCCAUCGGGGCGUCUUACUCUACGACCUUUUGAAGGAUUUCCCCUCUCGUCACGUCGGGCUCAUAAUUUCUAGCCCAUCAAUAAACUUUUUGGCACCCCCUUUUUAUUAAACCAACCAUGAGCGCAGACUACGGGGACGUGGACAAUUGGAUAUCGGUCUUGAUGGCCUGUAAGCAGCUGUCGGAAGCCGACGUGAAAAAGCUCUGCGACAAGGCCCGAGAAAUCCUCAUGGAAGAGUCCAACGUCCAACCUGUUCGCUGCCCUGUAACAGUCUGCGGAGAUAUUCAUGGCCAAUUUCAUGACUUAAUGGAGCUUUUCCGUAUUGGUGGUAACUCUCCAGACACAAAUUACCUCUUCAUGGGCGACUAUGUCGACCGCGGUUAUUACUCUGUGGAAACGGUCACUCUCCUCGUGGCACUCAAGGUCCGCUACAGGGAUCGCGUUACCAUUCUUCGCGGAAACCACGAGUCCAGGCAAAUUACGCAGGUGUACGGGUUUUACGAUGAGUGCUUGAGGAAAUACGGGAACGCCAAUGUGUGGAAGUAUUUCACCGACCUGUUUGAUUAUUUGCCUUUGACCGCAUUGAUUGAAGAUCAGAUCUUCUGUCUUCAUGGAGGCUUGUCUCCAUCGAUUGAUACUCUAGACCACAUUCGGUCACUUGACCGUAUCCAGGAAGUCCCCCAUGAAGGCCCCAUGUGCGAUCUGCUAUGGUCUGAUCCUGACGAUCGCUGCGGGUGGGGUAUUUCUCCCCGUGGAGCUGGGUACACGUUCGGUCAAGAUAUCUCUGAGGCAUUUAAUCGCAAUAAUGGGUUGACUCUCAUCUCUAGAGCCCAUCAAUUAGUAAUGGAGGGUUACAAUUGGAGUCAAGAUAAAAAUGUCGUAACAAUUUUCAGUGCGCCAAACUACUGCUACCGAUGUGGUAACCAAGCUGCCAUUAUGGAGAUAGAUGAGCACUUGAAAUAUACCUUCUUGCAAUUCGACCCAGCCCCCAGGCGCGGCGAGCCGCACGUCACUCGUCGGACCCCAGACUAUUUCCUGUAGAAAUUAAAUCCCUCAAAUUACCCAAAACGGAUUUCAUCACUCUGUUUUCUUUUUCUAAAAGGCAGUGAUUGUACAGUUUUUGAAGCUUUCGCCUGCCUUUGGCUGACUUGGAUGUGUGCUUGGGAGUUAUGGGCUGUGCCCUGUCGGUUCUAUCGUUAUUACGACGCUUGGCCUGAUUACAUAGGCUGGGAUUGAGAAGGAGAGCUGUAUUUUGCUGCGAGUGGUGCUGUAACUCGUUUGCAAUUUGAUAGCAACAGUUUGAGCCUUCGAGGUGUAAUAUACCGAUGUUCUUCGUUGAGGUGUGAAAUCGUCCUGCUCUCUGUCGAUGCAUGUUUUGACGAUGAUUGGGGAGCAAAGGGGACAACCAAGGAUGGUCACUGAUAAGUUCGCCACAAACGUGGAAUACACUAGUUGCAUAGUUUUGGCUGUUCCCAUAUUUGUACAUCACACUCUCAAUCGCGCAAAAAC
This is a messenger RNA of Spizellomyces punctatus DAOM BR117, 1592 nucleotides long. RefSeq names its product serine/threonine-protein phosphatase PP2A catalytic subunit. The record is from RefSeq and is a predicted model, not a curated record. Gene Ontology annotation, molecular function: protein serine/threonine phosphatase activity. Gene Ontology annotation, cellular component: cytosol. The transcript is spliced from 8 exons. Bases 201 to 1124 code for a protein of 307 amino acids. Gene Ontology annotation, biological process: peptidyl-serine dephosphorylation; mitotic cell cycle. Lineage: Eukaryota; Fungi; Chytridiomycota; Chytridiomycetes; Spizellomycetales; Spizellomycetaceae.